UUUUUGCCUCCAAUUCCAACGAUUAAUUUCCAUUCUCCCCUGAAAUUAUUUAAUUCAGAACUUUCUGUACAGAUUCCGGCGGAACCUGCAAAUGAUGGGAUUGAAGCAGCUCCCCAGUCGACAGCUCCCACACCAAUCUCCACGAACAUAGCCCCAAAUGUAAAGUCAGUCAAAGUAAGCAACAUCUCGCAAGCCAUUUCCGACAAGGAUAUCAAGGAAUUCUUAUCAUUUUCCGGAGAUAUUCAACAUGUUGAGAUGCAACGGGAAACUGAAAAUACACAGCUUGCCUACGUUACCUUCAAGGAAGCACAAGGAGCAGAUACAGCAGUUCUUUUGUCGGGAGCCACCAUAGCAGAUCUUCCUGUCACCAUUACAACUGCCAAGGAUUACAAGCUGCCUCCUGAAGCUAUUCCGCUCCCAUCAAGCCCGGAGAAAAAGCCAGCUGCUGCUAGUUCUGCUGUAAAGAAGGCAGAAGAUGUGGCCAGCGCUAUGCUUGCCAAGGGAUACAUCUUAGGAAAGGAUGCGAUUAACAAGGCGAAAGCGUUUGACGAGAGGCAUAAGUUGACGUCAAAUGUCUCUGCCACAGUCGUUUCAAUUAACGAAAGGAUGGGGCUGAUGGAGAAGCUAGGUGCUGGAAGAGCUGUUGUCAGCGAAAAGGUGAGAGAGAUGGAUCAAAAGUUCAUGGUAUCUGAAAAGACAAAGUCUGCCUUUGCUGUUGCCGAGCAGAAGGCAAGCAGUGCGGGAUCUUCUAUCAUGAGCAACCCUUAUGUAUUGACCGGGGCCUCAUGGGUUUCUAACGCACUCAGCGCAGUUGCAAAGGUGGCUGAGGAUGUGGGCAUGAUGGCCAAGGAGAAGGUGGAGAGCACCGAGGAGGAAAAAAUGGAGAUAAUGCACAGGCAGAGGACAGAGGUCAUCACUGACUUUGCACAAACCCAUCUUGACGAAUCUUCUGCCCCGGAGCCUCCAGUUGCUCCAGUCAGUUCUCCUGAUGAUACAAAGCCCGGUGUUAAAUGACCGAUGUGCACAAAUGAAUCAUUUUUCGGUUUCUCUGUAUCAUAUGGCUUCAUACAAGGAUUCUGUUGCAUUAUUGCAUACAAGGAUUCUAUACUGCACAGCCUUAUUCGGUAGGAA
Molecule: messenger RNA, 1131 nt
Organism: Pyrus x bretschneideri (Chinese white pear)
Lineage: Eukaryota; Viridiplantae; Streptophyta; Magnoliopsida; Rosales; Rosaceae
Product: binding partner of ACD11 1
Exons: 5
Molecular function (GO): RNA binding
Source: RefSeq, a predicted model, not a curated record